AUGGCAUCCUCCUCGUCGUUGCUUCUGUUCUUCCUCCUAGUCCUGGCCUCGUCGGCGGCGGGCGACGACGGCGGCAAGCUCACACGCAUCCGGGUGUACAUGCACGAGACGUUCGCCGGCCCGAACGCGACGGCGCUGGCCGUGGUGCAGUCGCCGCUGGGCGCGAGCGAGACGUUCGGCCGGGUCGCCGUGCUCGACGACGAGCUCCGCGACGGGCCCGACCCGGCCAGCUCCAGGCUCGUCGGCCGGUACCAGGGGAUCUUCGCCGGGACGGCGCUGCCCGGCACGCAGCCCGGGUCGUUCCAGUCGGCGAUCACCUUCGUGUUCACCGCCGGCGGGUACGGCGGCAGCACGGUGACCAUGGUGGGGCCCGUGCUCGGCUUCACCGGCGGCAUCGAGCGCGCGCUGGUGGGCGGCACCGGCGCGUUCAGGAUGGCGCGCGGGUACUGCGUCAUGACGGCGGUGGCCACGACGGCGAAGUCGGUGGUCUACGAGGCCGACCUCUUCGUGCUCAUGUACGAGGCGUGAUCGAUCGCCGUGUCUGCCUUUGGCUGUUUGCUUUGCAGUAAUUUCAGGCUCUCAGAUGUCAAUCUGAGACAUUUGUCAGUUUGGCCAUGUUGUGAGACAUCAGCUGUUCAUUCGGCUUUGCUAUA
Messenger RNA from Oryza brachyantha (malo sina), 653 nucleotides. RefSeq names its product dirigent protein 1-like. Lineage: Eukaryota; Viridiplantae; Streptophyta; Magnoliopsida; Poales; Poaceae. Bases 1 to 528 code for a protein of 175 amino acids. The record is from RefSeq and is a predicted model, not a curated record. The transcript has a single exon.